This is a messenger RNA of Amborella trichopoda, 3145 nucleotides long. Its product is annotated as disease resistance protein RPS2. Gene Ontology annotation, molecular function: ADP binding; protein binding. NCBI's taxonomy places the organism in Eukaryota, Viridiplantae, Streptophyta, Magnoliopsida, Amborellales, Amborellaceae. The record is from RefSeq and is a predicted model, not a curated record.
AAUGUUAAGAAGCUCGAGAGAGCCACAAACAAAUCUGAAGGCAAAGAGGGAUGACAUACAGCAUGAGAUUGACGCAGCGGGGAGGAAGGACGAAGUCCUCACUGAUGCAGCGACGAAUUGGCUCACAGCAGUUGGUGAAAUCGAAACAAAAGUAGCUCUACUAGAAGAGGAGUAUAAAACUGGAAAUACAUGUCUAGGAGGGUUGUGUGUAAAUUGUUGGUAAUGCUAUGGACUCAGCCAGAGGGCAGCAAAACUUAAGGGAGAGGUUGAUGAGAGGCAUGUAGCUGAAUUUGAAUCAACAAAAACAGCUCCACUAGAGAGCGUGAGAGAGAUGGAGGCCCCAACCAUAGAGGACCAACCCAGUGUUCGAGAGAUGUUGCAGAAGGCAAUUGAUUGCAUAUGUGACCCAGGUUAUGGUAUCAUCGGAGUCUAUGGCAUGGGAGGCGUUGGAAAGACAACUCUGAUGGCAAAAGUCAAUAAUCACUUCAAAUCAAAUCCUUAUUUUUACAUUGCGAUCGUGGUUACGGUAUCUGCCUCUCCGGAUGUAACAAAGAUACAAAAGAGGUUAGGAGAGCGCUUGGGCUUGCAUUUAUCAAGCUAUGAUGGGGAUGCAGCAGGAGAGAAGCUGUUGGAUGCUCUAAGGAGGAAGAAGUAUCCAGUAAUCUUGGAUGACUUAUGGCAUGACCUGAAACUCGAGGACAUAGGAAUCCCUCAACCCAAAAAUGAUAGUGGGUGCAACAUUCUGGUGUGCAGCCGGAAUCGAGAUGUAUGUACCAACAUGGGAGCUCAAAUCACAUUAGCAGUAAAGAAAUUAUCAGACUUGGAGGCUUGGACCCUGUUCAUUGCAAAAGCCGGUCAUCAUGUAACUUCCCCAUCAAUAAAACCCCAUGCUAAAAUUGUUGCCAGAAAGUGCGAGGGCAUACCCCUGGCCAUCGUCACUGUUGCACAUGCUAUGGCGAACCAACACACAGUGGGGGAAUGGGAGGAUGCUGUAAGAGAAUUGAACCAAUCAGCAGCAAGCCUUCGAGGUAUGAAGGAAAAAGUAUUUGAUUCUUUAAAGUUUAGUUAUGAUAGACUGGAAAAUGAUAUGUACAGAUCUUGCUUAUGUCCUGAGGACUGUUCAAUUAACCAAGAUCACUUAGCAAUUCAUUGCAUUCGAGAAGGACUAGUCGAUAGUCUGGGUAGUUUGAAAGCCACUAGGAAUAAAGUUGCUACAUUGGUCGGGAGUCUCAAAUCUGGGUGCAUGCUUGAAAACGGGGAAAGAGAAGGUGAAGUGAGGACGCACGAUAUGAUGCGCGAGCUAGCACUGUGGAUCACCUCUCUUGAGUCAAAAGAUAGCCCUAACUUCUUGGUUCAAGCCGGAGCUUCAUUAAGGGAGGCGCCAGAAGCUACAAAGUGGGAAGAAGCAGACAAAAUUUCACUAAUGGAAAAUGAAGUAGAGGUGCUCCCUGAAUUGCCACAGGGUUGCCCAAAACUAGCUACCUUAUUGCUGGAUAGAAACAGAAUUCUUAAGGCCAUCCCUUCAAGAAGUUUCUUUGAGCACAUGGAUCGCCUUUGCGUUCUGAAUCUUAGUUGGACAACAAUUGAAUCCCUGCCGCAUUCCCUAUCAUGUUUAGUAAAACUCCGUGUGCUCAUAUUAAGAUCCUGCAAUUCACUAAGCGGGUUACCACCAAUUGGAGGGCUCCAACAACUCCAGUUUUUGGACCUGCAUAAUUGUCAGGAAAUGGAGAACAUGCCUGAUGGGAUGGGAGAUUUGAGUAAGUUAAGAUACUUAAAUUUGAGUAACACGUGGUUAAGAAUUCCAGGAGGGGUAUUUUCUCGUUUGAUUUAGUUAGAGGAGAUAGACCUGGGAUAUGCUGUAGGUAUAAAAUGGAGACUGGAUGAUGAUGAUGGGGAAGGAGAUGGGAGUGGGUCCAAGGGAGAAGGCUUCAUUGAUAUUAGGGAGUUGAUCAAAUUAAACCAUUUGAGCAGGCUUAGCAUUGAUCUAAAAAAUGUUACAAUUUCAGAUUGGUUCAAGCCUUUAGCCAGGAUCAUGGAGAAACUGCUCUUGUAUGACUGCAAGGUUUAAACAAUGGAUGCCCUAACUGCUUUGGAUGAGUCCCAAUGUCUAUCCACAUUAUUCAUCUCGCAUUGUGAGGAUGUGAGGCGGGUACCAACUCGCAUCUCAAAUAUUCUAUUCAUAGAAAGUUGUGAGGAAUUGGAGCAUGUGGUGGUUGGAGAGGAUGCCAAAGAUGACUCCUUGCAAAGCUUGAACGAGUUGUCGCUUCAAUUUUUUCCUAAACUAGAUGCGAUAUGCGUCGGAGUCCCACCACCGCAUUGCUUCAGUAACCUAAGGAAAAUAGAGAUAUGGAAGUGUGAUAGAUUGAAGGUGGUGUUUAACAAAGGCAUGGCACGACAUCUCGACAACUUGGAGGAGAUCAAUGUUUGGGAUUGUUGUGGAGUGGAGGAGGUGCUUGAUGAUGACAAAGAAGCAGAAGACGACGGAUCAUCUUUGUUUUUAACUCUACCUAAGCUAAGAAGAUUGCGGCUACGUGAUCUACCGCAACUGUGCAGUAUAUGCAGCAAACAUGUAUUUGCAUUGCCCAUUGAUUCAAAAUGUGGAGGUAGUGGAAUGCCUGCAGUUAAAGAAGGAGCCACUUAGAGUCUGCAAUGCACUUGGAUUACUUUUCAUUACAGGAGAGGAUUGGGAUGGAGAGGUGGUUGAGGGCGAGCAAUCAUUCAAAUGAGGCAGCCAAGCAAAAUGCAGGGAGGGCGAUUUGAGGACCCAACAAUCCUCCUUAAAUUUUUGUUGGUAACCAUCCUCACUCCUAUUUUUGUUGAGAAAUUAAACUCCUUUCUUAGGUGUUUGAAAAGUUUGCUCAAGGGAUAACCAUUUCCUCAAUAUGGAAAGGAGGUUUUCACCACUUUAAAGUUAGUCCUAAUUUAAAGUUAAAUGGUACAAGGGAUUUCAGCAUGCAGAGCAUUAGAUUAGCUGCUGAUUUCAAGUGAGGCUUCAGUAAAACUGUUCUAUGUGAACAGAAAAGUAUGAAGAAUAUUUAUAAUGUAUACUUCUCAGUCUGACAGCCCUCAGGAAAGUAUACAUAUUCUCAACAAUGGAUGUCUGGUUUUUAUCCAAAGCGAAAAUAGUAUGAGAUUUCUCUAGAUG